Volvox carteri f. nagariensis is the source of this 1069-nucleotide messenger RNA. RefSeq lists its product as uncharacterized. The record is from RefSeq and is a predicted model, not a curated record. The transcript is spliced from 8 exons. Lineage: Eukaryota; Viridiplantae; Chlorophyta; Chlorophyceae; Chlamydomonadales; Volvocaceae. The coding region runs from base 20 to 1069 and encodes 349 amino acids.
UUUGGACCGAGUCAAGGCUAUGGCGGGGCAAAAGCUCACGGACUCGGCAUGGCCAGAAUGGCAGCAAGGGCCGUCCAAAACGCCAGGCUUAGUUAAAUAUGACUCUUUAUUUGUAAAGACCUUGGGUGCUCCUGAAAGUGGUUUCGAGCCGGGUCAUAGCACGACGACGUUUGUGCCAUUGAUGAACAUUACACACACAAAGCGCCCGGGCAGCGCGCCCACGGCAAAUACGAAGGAGCUCGGAGUGCAGAAAAAGUCGCCACGUGCACAAGAUAUGAUGCUCAAGCAUCGAGCUAGCGCGCUUAUACAGAGGUACUCAGGGUCCCGCUGGCGAGAAGCCCAACGAACCAAAUGGCUUAUUGACAUCGUGCUGCAUAUCGACGAGGAGUAUCGGGAGUUCAUGACGGAGCAGGCGACUAGAAUCGCAGCGCUGGAGGAGCAACUGCAGAACACCACGACCCUGCACAUGGCGGCCGCGGCAACCAUUGAAGGCCAGAACCAGCAGCUACGGCGGCGCGUGGAGGAGCUGGAGCAGCAACUGCGGCAGUCGCAAGGGGCCCUGCUGGACAUGCAGAACCGGGUCGCAGCGAGCGAGAUUGCGCUGGACGAGGCCGAGGAGGCCACCCAGGCUGCCGCGGAGGAGUGCUACCGGCUGCAGCAGGCAGUGGCGGUGCUUGCGGAGCACGACGCGCACGCUCGCAAGCUGCUGUCCAACCGCACACACCAGAUGCGGGAGGCGCUGCUGGCGUCAAGGGGCCGAGUGCGCCAGGCGUCGCAGGAUAGCCAACGCCAGAGGAUGGAGGUUGCCGCGCUGCUGUCCCAGGAGAAGCAGAAGGCGGAUCAGGAGCGGGCCGCGCUGACCGCCCAGGCGGAGUCGAGCAUGGCCGCCGCUACCACCCUGAUGCAGGCAGCUACUCGGCUGGAGGUGGACAAGCUCAAGUUGGAGCUCGAGGCCUACAAGGAGCCCUGGGUGUACGUGGCGCGGAACAAGAGCCCCACCAGGCGCAAGGAGCUGUCCAAGCAGCUAGGGCUGAAACAAAUGAGCUUUAAUGUACCCGUGCCUUUUUAA